This is a messenger RNA of Brassica rapa (field mustard), 687 nucleotides long. Its product is annotated as histone-lysine N-methyltransferase SETD1B. Lineage: Eukaryota; Viridiplantae; Streptophyta; Magnoliopsida; Brassicales; Brassicaceae. The record is from RefSeq and is a predicted model, not a curated record.
UCAAACCAAAAAAACAAAUUUUGAUGGAAGGAGAAGGAUGAGGAGAGGCAAGGAUGAAGACGAUGAAGUUGAACAGUUGCUCCAAGCGGCUCAAGACGAGAUGAUUCUCAAGCUCUCCGUCGAUUCUCAUGCAUCACGCUCCAGACCUGAUUACCUCGAUCCGGGUCUUCACUCUAGAUUCCUCGCCCUCAGAUCUAAACCUUCGCAGCAGCAGCAGAAGAAGAAGACGACGGAGCAGAAACGGCGGUCGAUUUCUCCGACGAAAUCGAAGGAUGCUGAAGAAACGCCGGACGAUCUCAUGCUCAGAUUCGCCGCUCUGAAGAGUACUCUUCCCUCCUCCUCAUCGUCUUCCUCCUCUGUUCCGCCGUCAGUUCUUCGUCCGGGUGAAAUGGGAGAUGAGGCUGAUGAAUUAGGAGAAGAUGAUGAAGUUGAGAAGCUGAUACAGUGGGCUAUAGACGCUGCGCGUCUCGAUCCUUCUCCUCCCUCCGAUGACGAUGAUGAUGAUGAUGAGAACCGGAGCUCUGAUAAUGAUGAUGAGAAUUGUUCAAAGAGAAAUGUCAAAACCUAAUUGUAACAACUUUGCUCUUCCUUGUAAGUUUAUAUACAUCCGUUUAGUCACACUUGUUGAAUCAAGAUUGAGUUAAGUCUGCAUCGCAUUCAGAUUAUCUAAUCUUUGAACCUGAUCAA